Messenger RNA from Henningerozyma blattae CBS 6284, 1395 nucleotides. RefSeq names its product RBR-type E3 ubiquitin transferase (gene ITT1). Gene Ontology annotation, cellular component: ubiquitin ligase complex; cytoplasm. Bases 1 to 1395 code for a protein of 464 amino acids. The record is from RefSeq and is a predicted model, not a curated record. Gene Ontology annotation, molecular function: ubiquitin conjugating enzyme binding; ubiquitin protein ligase activity; zinc ion binding. NCBI's taxonomy places the organism in Eukaryota, Fungi, Ascomycota, Saccharomycetes, Saccharomycetales, Saccharomycetaceae. The transcript has a single exon. Gene Ontology annotation, biological process: ubiquitin-dependent protein catabolic process; protein polyubiquitination; positive regulation of proteasomal ubiquitin-dependent protein catabolic process.
AUGGACAAGAAUAAUUUAAGAGAUGACUUGACAAUUUUGAAAGACAUGUAUCCAGAAAUGGAAGUAAAUGAAUUUCCUGAAGAAUCUCCACUUACUUCUACGAUAAGUGGAUGUGUUCCAGUAAGAAUUAACCUUGCUACAGAUGUUACAAUUAAUUUCCAAGAUAAGAAAAGUAUUAAUCUUUCAAGACUUACCUCAGAUCUUAUUAGUUUUAAAAUUAAUCCUUUGAAAUACCCACAAUUGGAAGCUGGGAUACAGCUGAAUAUUGAAUCACAGUGGAUGACAGAAGAUGAUAAAUCUCUACUGUUAAAGAGCAUUGUAGAUGAAUUUAACGAAAUUACAAAUCCAAAUAAUGAAGAGCUAUUUGAUGAGUUUUUUCCAACUCUAAUGUUAGUACUGAGUUUUAUUUCGGAAGAUUCAAGUACUAUUUUAUUUCCUCAAAAUAGAAGAGUUUGUAAAGAUGAGGAAGAAUUCAAAAUUUUCGACAAUAUUAGAAUUAGUCUUGAAGAUUAUGAUAUGAAACAUUCAAAUUAUAAUUGUUCUAUUUGUAUGGAUACAAAAAAGGGAGAUAAGAUGGUUAAGAUACCAUGUCAAAAUGAAAGUCAUUAUUUAUGUCGUCCAUGUUCUGAAUCAUAUUUCACUAAUAUGAUUAAUAAUGGUGAUGUUUUAAAUAUACGAUGUCCUGAUUGUAAAUUUGAAGAAAUUAAUUUAGAUAAUUUUCGGAAUUAUAAAGAUAUGAUUAAACAACUGUUUACCCCCUUAAUAGAUGUAAAAUUCUUAAGAACGAUUUUAAAUGAAGAUUUAUGUAAGAAAUUUGAAGAAUUAUAUCAUUCUCAAGCUGCGACAAAAUUAUCAAAACAUUGUUUUAAUUCUUGUGUUAUAUGUAAAAGAUGUGAACGAUGGUGUGUUAAAGAAGAUCUAGAUGAUUCUAUGAUCCAUUGUAAUUAUUGUGAUUUUACAUUUUGCUUUGACUGUUUACAUUCAUGGCACGGUUAUCAUAAUAAAUGUGGUAAAAAAUUCACAAUUCCAAGAGAAGUUGUUGAAGAAUAUACAGACCUUAAAGAUGAUUUAGAUAAUAUUGAAAAAAAAUUAGAACUUGAAGUUAAAUAUGGUAAAAAAAUACUUGAGAUAGAAGUUAAUGAGUAUUUGGCAGAUAAGUUAUUAGAUUUAGCAAUUGAAGAAGAAGGGUCUAACCUUCAAAGAUGCCCUACUUGUCGAUUAGUAGUUCAAAGAAGUGAAGGAUGUAAUAAAAUGAAAUGUUCCAUGUGUGAUAGUAUGUUUUGUUUCAUAUGUGGUUAUCUUUUAUAUAAAGAUGAUCCUUAUGCUCAUUUCAGAGAACCUCGAUCAGAAUGUUAUGGUAGAUUAUUUGAAGGUAUGGAAGGUGUAGAUGAUUAA